Molecule: messenger RNA, 3304 nt
Organism: Colius striatus (speckled mousebird)
Lineage: Eukaryota; Metazoa; Chordata; Aves; Coliiformes; Coliidae
Gene: PDZD7
Product: PDZ domain containing 7
Exons: 17
Coding region: 256-2979 (907 amino acids)
Biological process (GO): auditory receptor cell stereocilium organization; sensory perception of sound
Cellular component (GO): plasma membrane; cilium; stereocilium tip
Molecular function (GO): protein binding
Source: RefSeq, a predicted model, not a curated record
CCGCGCUGUCAGGUGUCUCUUUCGCAGGUGGCACCAUGGGGACAGGCUGUGCUACUGUGCCCCAUCCUGCCAGUCCCCAGCGCCCACACCAGCCGGCCCCGCCAUCGUACUGCUGAGAGGAAGCGGGUGCCCGAGCCCGGGCAUGUGCUGCUGGACUAUGCCAUGUCCCCCCCCAGCCGGCGGGCAGCCCCAGCCCCGUGAGGACGCGGCCAGCCCCGAGCCGGACGCCGGGACGCCGGGGUGCCCAGCACCGCCAUGGCCCAGGGCUGGGACACGACGCUGCCGGGGAUGACGACGGGCAGCCGGUCGCGGAGCUCCAGCAGCGAGGCCAGCCUAGCUCCCCGCUACCUCCUCAGCAAGCAGAGCCGCCUGCUCAAUGGGACCGUCCGGGGCAGCCGUGCUGCCUCCCCCAUGGGUCGCGUCAUCCUCAUCAACACCCCCAUCGAAGCCAGCAGCAAUGAGAGCGAUGUCAUCAAUGCCAUCACGGUGGAGAAGAGCAUGGAUGGCAAGCUGGGCUUCAGUGUCCGUGGCGGCUCCGAGCACGGGCUGGGCAUCUUCGUCAGCAAAGUGGAGGAGGGCAGCGCUGCUGAGCAGGCCGGGCUGUGUGUUGGUGACAAGAUCACGGAGGUGAACAGCGUGAGCCUGGAGAACAUCACCAUGAGCAGUGCUGUCAAGGUCCUCACCGGCAACAACCGCCUGCGCAUGGUGGUCCGGCGGAUGGGCCGCGUGCCGGGCAUCAAGUUCUCCAAGGAGAAGACGGCAUGGGUCGACGUGGUGAACAGGCGUCUGGUGGUGGAGAAAAGCGGGUCGACACCAUCAGAAAGCGGCUCUGAGGACGGGCUGCGGCGCAUCGUGCACCUCUACACCACCUCCGACGACUACUGCCUGGGCUUCAACAUCCGCGGCGGCAGGGAGUUUGGCCUCGGCAUCUACGUCUCCAAUGUGGACCCCGGGGGGCUGGCAGAACAGAACGGCAUUCGGGUGGGAGACCAAGUCCUUGCAGCCAACGGAGUCAAGUUUGAAGACAUAAGCCAUAGCAAGGCAGUGGAGGUGCUCAAGGGGCAGACCCACAUCAUGCUAACCAUCAAGGAGACGGGCCGGUUCCCUGCCUACAAGGAGUUGGUGGCCGAGUACUGCUGGCUCAGUCGCUUGACCAACGGGCAGCUGCAGCAGCUGUCUCAAGCCUCGGAGACCAGCUCCUCCAUCUCCUCCUACUCCUCGGGGCCAGCACCGGGGCCGGUGAACGGGCUGGGGACGGCCAGCCCAGGGCCCCCCGCCCGCACUGUGGAUGUGGCCAUCUCAACGGAGGACGGACCGCGGCGAGGCUGGGCACGGGAGCGUGCCGAGCGGGCCAUGCAGACCGAGCCGGCCACUGAAGGGCUGCCGGAGACACGGCGCACAGUGCGGCCCCCCGAGCUGCUGCGGGACACGGCCAUCCGCGGCCAGGGCACCCGUGAGCUCCCCGGCACCCACCCGCGCCGCACCUUUGCACACUCGCCCAAGACGGCCCUGCUGCUGGCUCUGAGCCGGCCCCGGCAGCCCAUCACGCGCUCCCAGAGCGACCUGACUGUUGCCGAGGAGAAGCGGAAGAAGGAGAAGCCAGAGGGACAAGGGGCACGUGGGGCCCCCCCGGGGCUGCACCGCUCCAAGACCCUUGUCAACCUCUUCUUCAAGGGGGGCCGUGCCACCAGCCAGAGCUGGGCCCCCCCCAGCCAGGAGCCCCCCGCCUCCGACCGCCGGCCACGCGCCAAGUCCCCGGCACGCCCCGACGGGGACAGAGUAGGCGCUGUGCAGAAGUUUGUCAUCCGGAGCCUGAAGCGGGAGAAGAGCCGGCGUGCCAGCAUCCUGGGUCCCAUGGGCAUGGCUGCCCUGCAGCCCAACGGCAGCGAGCCCGAGGCCCGGCUCCCGCACAUCCAGGACAGCGCCGCGCGCCUGCUCAGCCCCGACGAGGUGACGGCCGUGCUCCGACACUGCUCCCGGUACCUGCACGAAGGCAGCGUGGAGGAUCUGGUGCGGCCGCUGCUGGCCAUCCUGGACCGGCCCGAGAAGGUCCUGCUGCUGCGGGAUGUGAGGAGCGUGGUGGCCCCCACGGACCUGGGCCGCUUCGACAGCAUGGUGAUGCCGCUGGAGCUGGAAGCCUUUGAUGCCCUGAAGAGCCGCUCAGUGCGCUCGCCUGCCCUCCGCCCGGCCCACCAUGAUGUACCCCCCAAGAGACACCUCAUCACACCAGUGCCUGACUAUCGGGGCGGAUUCCUGCUGAAGCCGGCAGGGGCCCCGGAGCCGGAGGAAGGUGGGGGGCUGCAGGCGAGCCCAGCCCGGCCACGAGCCUCCCCCAGCCCCCACCGCCUUCACCCCCGCACCUACACCCCGCUCCCCGACGUGCCAGUGGAUGCUUACGCCUGCGCUAGCCGGCCCCUGCCUGCCCCCCGCCCCCGGCCGCCCAACUGGCUGCUGGCCGAGCCCCCUCCGGGUGAGGGGCACGGGCCCUCGCGCAGCCCCUGGCACAAAGGCUCCCCUGGGCCGCUGCCCGACGGAGGGCCCGAGGUGCUGGGGAAGCCCCGGCGCGCACGGCCCCCCCUCGCCCCUCUCUUUGGAGGGCCAGGGGGUCAGGCAGGGGGAACCGGGGUGACCACCAAUGGCCCCGGGGACGGUGGCAGGGAGGAAGAAGAGGAGGAGGAGGAGUAUCAACUGCUCACCGUCACCCUCUCCAAGCUGAAGCACUCGCUAGGGAUCAGUAUCUCAGGCGGCAUCGAGUCACGGGCACAGCCGGUGGUGAAGAUCGAGAAGAUCUUCCCCGGGGGAGCUGCCUUCCUCAGCGGCAUCCUCAAGGCGGGGCAGGAGCUGGUGUCGGUGGACGGGGAGAGCCUGCAGAACGUCACCCACCAGCGGGCCGUGGACAUCAUCCGCCAGGCCUACCGCAACAAAGCCAAGGAGCCCAUGGAGCUGGUGGUGCGGGUCCCUGGAGCCCCCCCGCAGUGACGCCGCAUCCCCACCUCCCCCCAUGUUCGAGGAGCCAGCCCGUGCUUCAGAGGAACCGCAUGGCCCAUCGCUGCACCAGGCUGCACCUCAGCGCAGCCAGGCUCGGCCCAUGGGCACGCAGCAGCUGCCCACAGCAGGACACGAGGUGGGAGCACCAGUGGUGCCAGGGUGCCCCUGACCCUGCUCCAGACGUACAGACACAGCCCUGAAAAAAACCCUCAAACCCACAGCCAGGGGCUUGUUUUUAAUCGGCGGUACAUGGGCAGUACACGGGCGAGCCGGGCGCUGGGAGGGGGACUCCACCGAAAUAAAGUACAAAAAUUGC